Molecule: messenger RNA, 3350 nt
Organism: Nicrophorus vespilloides
Lineage: Eukaryota; Metazoa; Arthropoda; Insecta; Coleoptera; Silphidae
Gene: Rfx
Product: transcription factor RFX3
Exons: 10
Coding region: 46-2082 (678 amino acids)
Biological process (GO): regulation of transcription by RNA polymerase II
Molecular function (GO): RNA polymerase II cis-regulatory region sequence-specific DNA binding; DNA-binding transcription factor activity, RNA polymerase II-specific
Source: RefSeq, a predicted model, not a curated record
GCCGCCGAUGCUCGACAAAGUGAUGUUCAACGAGAUGCCCUUGUGAUGUGCCAAUCCAAUAAGAUGUAUAACAGAUACUCCUCCAACUAUCACCAUGUUGCCUCCGAGGGAGAUACCGUGGCGUCCCAUCAGGGUUAUCAUGUGCAAUAUGUGGAACCAGAAAUUUACGCAUCGCAGACUAAUGGUGGUCAAGCACAAAUGGCGUAUCCGGUGUACACUGUAGGAGAAACAGGGACUUUGUACGCUAGUCAAGGGCAGUACUAUGCAGCGAACACUGGGAAUUCGACCAAUUCUGCGGCCGUCGGAUACACAACGACCACCGGCCACUACCUGGUGCAGCAGACCGUCGAUGGCGACGGUUUGAUCGCACCCACAAGGCAUUCCCCGCAAACCACUAGUGCUGACACAAGCUAUGUGGCUACAGCCACUGUGCAUGCAGCUCCAUCUGCGACUCAGGAAGAAGUCGGCUCGGCUCUGAGCCAUGCUACUAGAGUAUCGCCUGCGACCGUGCAAUGGUUGCUGGAGAAUUACGAGACCGCCGAGGGGGUUUCGCUGCCUCGAUCAACCCUGUACGCUCAUUACUUGCGACAUUGUGGAGAGAACAAAUUAGAGCCGGUGAAUGCCGCGUCUUUCGGAAAACUGAUUAGAUCCGUAUUCCUCGGACUGAGAACCAGAAGAUUGGGUACAAGGGGUAACUCGAAGUACCAUUACUAUGGGAUCCGGGUGAAGCCGGGUUCGUCCUUAACCAGCGUAGAGGAGUCCACGGCUCGCAGCAUGCCGUCCAGCGCCAACAUGCAUGGUAAGGUUGGCGGCAACGUGAACAGAUCUUUCAAGCGAAGCAACGAUUCCAUGGAUCAGGGGGUUUCCAUCACAGUUAACACUCAGCACCAGGCCUACUUGGGUGAUGGUAGCAACGCCAUCCCCAACUUUCCGGACAUUAACUUUUCCACACCGUUACCAGACGAUUGCAGUUACGACGAUGUUGACACUUUAAAAUCAAUCUACAGGGAACAUUUAGAGGCGUUUCUGGACGCUAUUUUGAGCUUGGAAUUCGCUACGGUCGAAUCGCUUUGGCGCGAAUUCUGGAGGUCACAGGAUAACAACAACGGCGACGAAUGCGAAGAAGAAAAAUACCUCUCAAAAUCUAAAUUAUUUGCUCUAUGCAACUUGGAACCAAUGCAGGCCUUCAUGCGUCACGUGGAUCUGACCUUCUACCAAAACCUCAUUCAAGUCUUGGUGCCGGACGUGCUAAAACCUAUACCAGCCACCCUCACGCAGUCCAUACGAAACUUUGCGAAAAGUUUGGAGAGUUGGUUGACCGCUGCUAUGAAUGGAGCCCCGCCUGGAAUGAUGUCGGUCAAGUUAUCCGCCGUCUCCGCAUUCAGUUCAAGCCUUCGGAGAUACACCUCUCUAAAUCACCUGGCACAAGCAGCCAGAGCAGUCCUCCACAAUGGGACACAGAUUGCUCAGAUGCUUGCAGAUCUGAAUCGCGUCGACUUCCAUAGCGUACGCGAACAGGCGUCGUGGGUAUGCCAAUGUGAUCACGACAUCGUAGCUAGGUUCGAAGCAGACUUCAAACUCACGCUGCAGCAACAGAAUUCUCUGGAGCAGUGGGCCUCUUGGCUGAAGAACGUCGUCAAAAGCGCUCUUAAACCGUACGAAGGAAAACCGUCGUUCUCGAAAGCGGCUCGUCAAUUUCUGUUGAAAUGGAGUUUUUACAGUUCAAUGGUUAUACGAGAUUUAACACUAAGAUCAGCAGCGAGCUUCGGCUCCUUCCACUUGAUCCGCCUCCUAUACGACGAGUACAUGUUCUACCUGAUCGAGCAUCAAGUCGCAGAGGCCACGGGCAACGUACCAAUCGCCGUGAUGAUGGAAGGCAUCGUGAGUUACAGCCAACCGGAGGAUCAACCCCAGUACAGCUGUGACUACACGAAGACGGAGCUCUUCAAGAAACAGGACAUCCUGCAGAACAGCCUGACAAUAUACGGGAACGACUCGAUGUGCAAUGGGAACGUGAUGAACUCUGCAAAGCUGGGAUGCGUCAGCCCUUCAGAUUCAACGAAGCGCAUGAAGAUCAGCUAGCUGCAGAGGGACGUCGAGUAUGUUAUAACCCUACCUUAGCGAGCGGACGUCCUCAAAUAUUGGACGAUUUUUGUUUUGUCUUUCUUCUUUUCAUUUACGAUAUUGAUUAUCGUCUUCUCUUUGAUUUUCUCUCAUAGCCGGAUUCGGCUCACGAAGUUCCUGCAUUUCUUUGUUUAUUAUUUUUUUUCUUUCGAAUUCGAUUUUGUUUUCCGCAUUCGCUCAUUAUCACUUAUUAAUCUUUUCGUUUGAUAGUCAUUAGAAUGUAAGUAUUUCUUUUCUUUUUUCUCAUACCUGUGCGUAAUACUACGUUUUAUCACAGCUGUUGACUUUCUUUAACUUCUCGUUCUACGGAUAACUUGAGUUGUUUUAUCGGUGGUAUUAGGUGUUUGUUGCGUCCGCAACUUCCACUGCAAGGAAGUCGAGUUGCGGAUCGAAACGUUCGAUGUGCAAUUUUGAAAAUGCAUGCAAUUUAUCGGUGUGUAUGAAGUAAAUGUAUAUAAAUGUAAUUACUUUCAAUUCGAUUUAGUUCUCUAAUUAAUUAUUUUGUUUCGAUAUUACUUCUCAUGUUUCGAUUUUGAUUAUACAUAUUUAUUUUCGACUGAUUACGAUUACGUUUAGUGCAUUAACGAAGCAAGCAAAGCAAACAAACAAACAAACAAAAUUGAAUAAAAAAAAUGAAUUAUUAUAUAAUUGUAUUUACGAUAUAAAACGUGUGUGGUGUGUGUGCAUUCUUAAUACUACUUUGUGUACGUUUCUCAAUUACGAUUUCGUUCGGUUUUUUUUCGGUAUACCAAUAAUAAGUUUUUUUUUUCCUUCUUUUUCUUAAUGAAAGAAUGUUCCCAAGUUAUUUUUUUUGGUGGACGUUGAUGACGAAGGGACGAGAAUAACUUAGGAAUGCGAUUUCUUUGCUCAAAAGUGUAAUCCAUCCAUUUAAAGAAAGUAAAAAAAAAGAAUAAAUAAAAUAAUAAUAUAUAUAUUUAAAUAUAAAAAAAAAUGAAUAAUAAUACAGUGAAACGCAGGGUAUUAAGAUAUUCCUCGAAUUAGUACAACUCGAUGUUAUACUAAGUGUUUAAGCCUUGAUUGACAGGAAGAGGGGAUGUAAGCAAAUGAAUGAAGACGCACGAUUUAUUGUAAUAAUUUGUAACGAGAAAACGCGGACACCCUGUACAAAGAGAAAAAAAAAACAGAGCAGUUCGGGCUUAAAUAUCAAUACUAAUUCUAGUCACUAAGAAAUUCUCUUUUGAUCCCAUCGAAUCGCACCGCAACGU